CCUCGCGCCAGUUCCUGAGGUGUGUGGGAGCCAUGGCUAUCCCGAACCCGUGGGACCCGGCGUCCGCGCCGAGUGCAGCUGGGCUACUGCUGAGCCACUGGGUGGCUUCGGGGAUAGUCACUGAGGAGAUGUUAGAUAUUUCUAAGAAAACGGCUCCUUGCUUUGUGAACUUCUCCAGAUUACAGCAGAUCUCAGAUAUUCAAGCUGAAAUCUACCAGAACAACCUAGAAAUUGAACUUCUUAAAUUAGAAAAGGACACAGCAGAUCUUAUUCAUCCUUCCUAUUUGGUUGAGAAGUGUGACACUCUGCAAAGCAUGAAUAAUCAUCUGGAAACGGUGCUAAAAGAGAAGUGGGCCAUCAGGCAAAGACUGCUGAGACCCAUAUGCCAGGAGAGCUUGCCAUUGGAAGCAGUUUAUCACAGAUAUAUGGUACAUUUGUUGGAAUUGGCUGUGACUUUCAUUGAGAAGUUGGAAACCAAUCUUGAAACAAUUAGAAAUAUCCCUCAUUUAGAUGCAAACCUAAAGAAAAUGAGCAAGGCAUUAACCAAGAUGGAUAUUUUGGUGAACAAGACAGAAGAACUGGCAGAGAAUAUACUCAAGUGGCGAGAACAACAAAAGGAAAUUUCCUUGUGUAUCCCCAAAGUACUAACUGAAGAAAGUUAUCUUCACGGACUUGAUAUAGUGCCUACUUUACCUUUUGUUUCUAAAGUUCAUGGCCAAACCAUUAAUGCCAAGUGAUUGGCAUCUUUCCUUUUGUUUAAUUAUGUGUAGUCAAAGAAGUCCAUUUCUAGGUAAUUGUGACAGGAAUCUAGGUUUUGUUGCUAGAAACACUGAAAAAACCCUCUGAAUUUUCGAGUACCAGGGCCAGAGAGAUGUCUCAGCAGGGAAGGGCUCCUGCUUCAAGCCUGACAAUCCCUGGACUCAACCCCUGGGUCCACAUAGCUUUUUUUCAUAUAUUUUCACUCUCUUCCGUAAAGUUAAAAAAGAUCAAAUAUGUUUUUGGUAACUUGUUAUAAGUGAGUUGAACACUCUUCAGAUAACAGGUUCUGCAUCAUGAUUUUGUAUCUCUUUUAAAAACAUUUCUGAAUUGGAGUAUUCUUGAAUCUGAAAAUUUCAGUGGUGAUUAUUCCUGUGAGACUGUAGAAUAGUUCUACAGCAGGCCUGUUACUCUUUGAAGGACUGAUAAGGUGUAGUUCCUUGACUGGCACAUCUGGAAACUCAUGUAAUAGGAGGAUGAGAAGGGCUUAGUGUGACCAUGCUGUGCAAUGUGGUUUGUGUGGGACACUUGCUUUCCUUCUGAAAGUCUAGGAUGUUGGUGCAUACCAAACAGAAAGUGCCUUUGCUACUGGUUCCUGGCAAAAAUCUGGAGCACACAUCCAUAACAAUUUUGCUGGUGGACAGCAUUUCACAGUGUCAGAGUUCAGCUGUGAGUAUGAUGACACUAAGUCUUAUAUACCCUCUUAACAGAUCACAGAACCAUGCCGGGCGUUGGUGGCACACGCCUUUAAUCCUAGCACUCGGGAGGCAGAGGCAGGCGGAUCUCUGUGAGUUCGAGGCCAGCCUGGUCUACAGAGCGAGUUCCAGGACAGCCAACCUCCAAAGCCACAGAGAAACCCUGUCUCGGAAAAAAAAAAAAAAAAAAAAAAAAAACAGAUCACAGAACCUAGCUGUGUUCUCAGGAAUGCCUGGGAAACAAAUGCUGAGGAUGUGUGUGUGCUAGCAGCCUUAGGACAGGCAAAGAAGAAAGAUUCAAGGGGGGGAAAGGCAUAUUGUGGUAAAAUUUAGAAAUUUUGUUUUGAUAUUUCUUAUAUGUAGCCCAAGGCUGGUCUUAAACACAUGAUCCUUCUUGCCUCAACCUCCGGAGUGCAGGAAUCACAGGUAUGUGCCAUCACAUCUGGCUAAAGCAUAAAGAUUUGUAGUGGAUAAUAUGAUAUAUUUUACCUACUUAGGGUUAUUCAUAAAAUAGAGACUAGUAUACUAUUAUUAAAGUAGCGAUAGUAACAAUUGCCUUGAGGUAUUUUUAUUUACAUUGUUACUGUAAGUACUUCUGGCUUAUGUUUAGACUGGGAUUCUGUUUUCCAUACUGUUGCCUUCUGUGUCAUGGGAGUUUAGCAAACCUUCUGUUCAUCACAUUUUUAAUAGAAGACUUCACCUGUUAGGUAAUAAAGUAGAUGUUCAUGAAAAACAGGAUCCUUACCCCACAUCCCAAUAAAGGCCCUGUUAACAGAUCUUUGUCUUGAAAAUGUACCAUAGAAGAGUGGUGUUGAGAUUUUGAACAUCACCCAGACAAAUCAUCAAAAUCCUUAUUUGUAUUUCAUCUCAAAUCUCUUUCAACAUCUAGUCAUUUUCCUUAUAUGAUUUCUUGUGUGUAUGUGUAUAUACACAUGUCUCCACUAUUAAUAUCCCGGGUGGUUUUGUGUUUUUAUUUCCUAUUAAUGCCUCAAGAUGUAAAAAUAAACAUUUUUUUCUAAAUGUUA
Molecule: messenger RNA, 2476 nt
Organism: Mesocricetus auratus (golden hamster)
Lineage: Eukaryota; Metazoa; Chordata; Mammalia; Rodentia; Cricetidae
Gene: Haus2
Product: HAUS augmin like complex subunit 2
Exons: 6
Coding region: 33-737 (234 amino acids)
Biological process (GO): centrosome cycle; microtubule nucleation; spindle assembly
Cellular component (GO): centrosome; mitotic spindle microtubule; HAUS complex
Source: RefSeq, a predicted model, not a curated record